GACCUGAUGGAGAAGGCGCGCGUGAGUCCAUCUACUUAAAUGGCGGCACCUCACAGCCGGGGUUGGUUGAACAAAAUGGCCACGUAUGGUGACGAGCCAUUCGACAGCUACUUCUACUCAUCUUAUAACCCGUACACGGGCAGAUAUCCCAGGGCUAAAGAGGCGGGCUGGAAAUAUAAAAGUUACUUGUCCCACUACAGCGACGCGUCCGACGCCUUCAACAACCAGCAGCGCGCCCAACUCAAGUCCAUCCUCUCCCAGAUCAACCCCAAGCUCACCCCGAGGCUCCGCAAGGCCAACACCAAGGAUGUGUCGGUGCAGGUGAACCCGAAGCGGGACGCCUCGGUGCAGUGCUCCAUCGGCCCGCGGACGCUCCUCUCCAUGAAGCGGGACUUCCGGCGCAUGGGUCAGCAGGAGCCCGCGGCGGCACCUGGCGGCGGCAGCCCCAGGGCGGCGGCCGGGGUCCGGUACCCCCGCACCCUCGCCGUGUACUCGCCCGUCGCCUACAGGAGCGUCACCUCCUUCCUGGUGGAUGAGAACAACAACAGCAGCGAGGCCUCCUGCGGUGAGCCGCCCGGGGAGCCGCCCGAGUCCGCGGCGGAGGGCGACGGCACCAAGAGCGAGCCGGGCCGGGAGGGGGAGGGCGGGAGGAAGGGCGAGGUCCCGGAGCAGCGUCAGAAGAUCCGACAGGUGAAGGGUGAGGAGGUGCAGACAGCUACUGAGGGGUCAAAGGUCAAGGCGAGGGUCCGGUUCCAGUUCCUGGAACAGAAGUAUGGAUAUUAUCACUGCAGAGGGUGUAACCUUCGUUGGGAGAGUGCCUACGUGUGGUGCGUUCAGGGCACCAACAAGGUUUACUUCAAGCAGUACUGUAGGAAAUGCCAAAAGGAGUUCAACCCGUAUCGCGUGGAGGACAUCACAUGUCACACCUGCAACAAAGCACGUUGCUGCUGUGCAUCAACACAGCGCCACGUCGACCCCAAGCGGCCCCACAGACAGGACUUGUGCGGCCGAUGCAAAGGCAAGCGUCUCUCCUGCGACAGCACGUUCAGCUUCAAGUACAUCAUCUGA
Messenger RNA from Pleuronectes platessa (European plaice), 1068 nucleotides. It is a transcript of the gene zar1, whose product is annotated as zygote arrest 1. The coding region runs from base 40 to 1068 and encodes 342 amino acids. The record is from RefSeq and is a predicted model, not a curated record. Lineage: Eukaryota; Metazoa; Chordata; Actinopteri; Pleuronectiformes; Pleuronectidae. The transcript is spliced from 4 exons. Gene Ontology annotation, molecular function: mRNA base-pairing post-transcriptional repressor activity. Gene Ontology annotation, biological process: translation. Gene Ontology annotation, cellular component: cytoplasm.